UCUACUUGCUCGUCCUCCGCCACGGCGACCAGCCACCUUUCCUCACCGUCUCUCGCGACGACGCCCACCAUCAGUACCAGCGACUUCUACCCAACUUUUGGUACAGCCACUCCGACCAUGGCGGCGACGACAUCCCAACCCAUCUCUCUCCCGACUCACGCCCAAGAUCAGAAUGUUCAGGACGUCGCUAUGUCCUCGGUAAUGUCCUCGAGCGGGUCGUUCAACCCGGCGUCCUACACCCGCCACUUUCUGGACUCGCCCCUGUCGUGGCGCGACUCGUCGUUCGGGACCCGUUACUACACUGGCGUCUCGCCGAUGCCUGGUUCCCUAGAAACGAAGUUGAUGAGCACUUCAGUCGAGAGCGACCGCGGGUCGCUUGCGAACGCCGUCAAGCUCAUGGAGCGGGCCGACGAACACUGCCGGAAUUUUACAUGUUGCGGCCUCAACCUGACCGACCUCCACGCCCUCGUCGAUCACUUCGAAGAAUCGCACGUCGUCAUCGUCGACCCUCACACCCAGCAAACGCAACUCAUGCAGCCCCCUACGUGGACACCGGCGCAAUACGCGGCGUACGCCCAAGCACAGCAACAGCUCGCUCAGCAGCAGUCGGCUCAACAGUCGAUGCAGACUCAGCCAACGUCCCCGACCCACUCGAGUCAUGAGGAGUCGCAAGCUCAGAAUUACGCUCACACCUCGGAGUACAGCCCGGGACCGUUUGACCCGGAUGACAUGGAGUUCGACGAGUCACCCGCAUCAUCCAACCCGUCUCCAAUGUCGUCCGGAGCCUCGACGCCUCCAGACACACCUCUUACCACCCCUCUCUCCGCUUAUCCCUCGCCGCAGCUCUCGUCUUCUCCCGUCUCGGCAUUCGACACAACCGUCCUCCUCCGGGGUCGGAGCGCGGUCCCCUACGGCCAACAAGGGAGCGACUACAGCCCGCUGCCCUCCACCGGCGCGCGCUCCUCCUCCCUCGCGGGCUCCGGCAUGGAAGAAGCUUUUUCCGCCUUCCGGGGAUACUCGGACUACUCCUCGGCGAUGCCCGGCGCCGUUUCCACGCCCAUCGCGGAGCACCCGUCACCCGCCCGCCCGGCGCAGGCGACCAGCGCGGGCGCGAGCCGCGAGGGAAGCCCGUACGCCGUCAGCCCCGCGCUCGUGUUCAGCAGCACCGAGAACACGCCCGCCGGCACGCCCGCCGCCUCGCGCGUCGCCAGCCCCGCGCCGAACAACUCCUACUUCCCCGCUAGCGCUUCCGGAGGCGUCGCGUCGUCGUCGAAGCCGUCGUCGUCGUCGACCGCGUCGGGCUCGGCAGGCCGCGCGUCGACGUCCAAGGCUGCCGCGUCGACGACGCUCUCACGCCCCGCGUCGUCGCUCUUGCUGUCCAAGCCCUUCCGCUGCCCCAAGCCGAACUGCAACAAGUCGUACAAGCAGGCGAACGGGCUGAAGUAUCAUAUGACCCACGGCUCGUGCAACUUCGCGCCGCCCAAGGACCUCGAGCAGGUGCAGGCCCUUCUCGCGUCCAAGCUUGCUCAAAAGGGCAUCAGCAUCAACGGAGAGGGUGUCAGCGUCGAUGGAGAAGGUGGACUGACGUUGAACGGAACCGGUCUCGAGAAUUGCGGGAUCAACAUCACGGAGCAGGAGAUGCGCGAAGUCGAGAGGGAGGCCGAGAGGCGGUUACGUCCCUUUGCCUGCGGCAUCGGCGACUGCCAGCGACGGUACAAGAAUAUGAACGGUCUCCGGUAUCACUACCAGCACUCGGGUGACCACGGCGCCAUCGGUCUGACGCUCCUCGCAUCCGGCCAGCACGAGUCGCUUAGGAAUCACGCCGGCCACGGCAGGUCGUCGUCGUCCAAUACCCGCCACUCGACUCCGUCGACGCCCACCACUGGUGUUCCGCCCCGGGUCCGCCCUACGCCGUCGCAACCUGCCUCCCGGCCUAACUCCCAGCCGCACUCUCCCGUCGCCGCGUCCGCGCAGGCGACCCACCAACAGCAACAAAACGCGUCCAACAGCCAGGCGAUGCAGAGCGCGCUCGCGCAGUUCCAGCAGUUCGCGGCGCAAAAUCCGGUCGCUUUCCAGCAGCGGUUCGGCGCGCUCGCGGCGCAGGCUCAGGCGCAGAAUUCGGCCACUCGGGACGCGAACGCGGCGAGCGGAUACAUGCCGUGGACGCAGUCGCAGAGGCAGUGAGCGCUGAUCACAGCGUCCGUUCCUCUUGGCUCGUCUCCCUUUUCCCUGCUCGUCUCGUUGUUCCGGUUUGCAUCGAUGCUCGGUUUAUCUUGCUCGUCUGCUCUUGGCCCUUCUUCCCCCGCUCAUUCAUCUUAAAACUCGACAACGUGCUUCGCGUUCAUUAUCUCGACUGAUGCAGGCACGAUAACGCAUGGAUCAUCUCGUGCGGGGGCGUUAACGCGUUCCUCUCUGCUCGAGAGAUGGACUUGUUUGGUGGAGCGUGCCCUCGCUGAUUUGCCUCGUGCCCUUCCAAGAUGCACGCGAUAAUCUUGCGAUCGGCGGUGGCGCGGCUCCUAUCCGGUUGGUGGGAUCCAAUAGUCCAGAUGAAGAGAAGCUGUUGGCGGAACUCGACCCCCCUUGCUCGAGGAUAGACCUGCCGUGCGAUGUCUAUGACGACGAGUCGCCGCCGACAAGCCAAUCAGAUCUCAUCUCAUCUUCAUCGUGCUCUUGCUCCCUCCGCGGAUCGGCUCUAGUCCCCCUUAUACCGUCGUGUCCAUCGUCUCCCAUUUCCCUGCGCCUCCUUCGCCUCCCACUGAUGUCCCGCGACGCCACCAUCGUCGACGUCCAAAAAGUACACUCACCACGAGCCCUUAUACAUAAUCGCCUGUCUUCGUCUCCCCUGCCGCACGGAAUUCUAUCACGAGUCACGACGUCCGACCGUGACGACUAAUUCGUCUUGUGCCCAUUUGUCGUCGUGUUUACCUAUCGCUUGUGCCCCGGUGUUCCAUAUUCCUGCUUGUGCCUUUUACCACCAUAUGCAUAUGCAUUCCCCUUUCGCACCGAUAAUACCGUGGUCACGCUCCCAUGAUCAUAUCCGCCGGAAUCCUCGACUUCCCCUGCUCAGAUCGUUCAAGAGCACGGCUUCACGGCCCUAGGUACCGGCGAUAUGACCCAUGACGCCGCGCAUCGCAUUCCCCAUUAACUCCCGGCUUCGACUUCGGCUUCUUCAUUAUACGUCCGCGUCUCAAGUUCCGUGUUUUCCCUCGCUCUACGUCUGUUGUCCAUCCCUAUCCAUCCAUCGCGCCCGUCCAGACGGUUCCAAUGGUCGCGCACCCUCCCAGCUCUAUCUUAACUCCCCUUACCCUC
Punctularia strigosozonata HHB-11173 SS5 is the source of this 3309-nucleotide messenger RNA. RefSeq lists its product as uncharacterized. The record is from RefSeq and is a predicted model, not a curated record. The transcript has 4 exons. Gene Ontology annotation, cellular component: nucleus. NCBI's taxonomy places the organism in Eukaryota, Fungi, Basidiomycota, Agaricomycetes, Corticiales, Punctulariaceae. The coding region runs from base 118 to 2184 and encodes 688 amino acids.